Metarhizium brunneum ARSEF 3297 is the source of this 1434-nucleotide messenger RNA. RefSeq names its product Pre-mRNA-processing protein 45 (gene prp45). Gene Ontology annotation, cellular component: spliceosomal complex. NCBI's taxonomy places the organism in Eukaryota, Fungi, Ascomycota, Sordariomycetes, Hypocreales, Clavicipitaceae. The record is from RefSeq and is a predicted model, not a curated record. Gene Ontology annotation, biological process: mRNA splicing, via spliceosome.
AUGGACGCCCUUGUUAAAUACAAAUCCAAAUCUGACGCGAUCGCUCGGCGAGGUCACAGCCAUGAUCGAAUUAUGCACACGUCGUUCAAGGACCUAAUACCUCUACGACAGCGUGUUGAUGCUGAGAAGAUUGAUCUGUCUCGCCCUGACAAAGAGUCUGUUGCAGCCACGACCGAGAGGACCAAGAAUGCGCUCGCAGCCCUCAUCAGUGGCGCUGUUGCGGCGCAGAGACCCAAGAACGUAAAUGUUGGAAACAGAAACGAUCCGACCUUUGUACGAUAUACACCUGCCAGUCAGAUGGGGGACGACUCGCAGAAGGAAACCCGAAUAAUGAAGAUUGUCGAGCGCCAACGAGACCCGAUGGAACCUCCCAAGUUCAAACAUAAAAAGAUUCCUCGUGGACCACCGUCACCACCCCCGCCCGUCAUGCAUUCACCACCUCGAAAACUCACAGCUCAAGACCAGGAAAUGUGGAGGAUUCCCCCCGCAAUCUCCAACUGGAAGAACCCAAAGGGUUUCACAGUGCCCCUAGAUAAGCGUCUGGCUGCGGAUGGCCGUGGCUUGCAGGACAUUAGCAUCAAUGACAAACAUGCUCAAUUUGCAGAGGCAGUAAAGAUGGCUGAAAGGCAUGCACGAGAAGAGGUUCAACAGCGUGCGCUGAUGCAACAGAGGCUGGCGGAAAAGGAGAAGGCACAAAAGGACGAAAAUCUGCGGGCACUGGCCCAAAAGGCUCGAGAGGAGCGGGCGGGCGGUGGGCGCGGGAGCGGGCGUUCACCCGAUUCGAGAGACUCCAGGUCACGAUCGGGAAGUUACAGCGGAUCUGACUCGGCAUCCGACAGCGAAGAUUCCGAGAUACGGGAACGAGAGAAGGCUCGAAGAGAGAAGAGAAAGGAAGAAGAGAGAAAGCUGCGACAGAACCGCAUGGGUGCUGAACGGCGUAUUCAGGUCAUGGCAAGGGAACAAAACCGAGACAUUUCAGAAAAGAUUGCUCUGGGGUUGGCCAAGCCGACACAGUCCAAGGAGACAAUGUACGACUCACGGCUAUUUAAUCAAUCGAGCGGUUUCGACAGCGGAUUCAACGAGGAUAAUCACUACGACAAGCCACUGUUUGCAGCCCAGGAUGCAAUCAGCAGCAUCUACCGACCGCGGGCAAACAUGGAUGACGACGAUCCUGAAGCUGGCGAUAAGGAGAUGGCCAAGAUUCAAAAGACGAGUCGGUUUGGAGAGGCACUCGGCAAAGGCACCUUUAAGGGAGCGGCUGAUGUAGAGGCCCGUGAAGGACCAGUGCAAUUCGAAAAAGAAAUUGCCGACCCAUUCAACGUGGACAAAUUUCUGUCCGAGGUUGACCAGAAUUCGUCGGCAAAGAGGGGAUACGGGUUAAAUGACGAAGACCGGCAACCAAAGCGGCCGAGGGUAGAGGACGAGGAUGAUUAA